AUGCAUAUAGUCGAGCUGGAAUCCAGGCUUGACCAGCUGACAUCUGAGAAUCGCGCUCUCCAUGACGCGAGGCAGAACGCGGAGCAAACUCACGAAGCAACCAGCUAUCAGCACGAUGUCAACAGCCAAGCAUUGCGCCAAGCGCUUGAUGCGCGGGAGCUGCAGUUGCAAGAAAAGGACGCCGAGAUCAGCCAGAUACGUGCGAUCUUAGAGCCAUUGCAGGGAGAGAUUGCACGGCUUGCCGACCUCAAUGCUGGACUUACCGAUGCCAACAGGAAGCUUGUCGACGACAGCAAUGGCCGCUACGGUCAGCUUCAUGCCGAACAUACCCACGCUCACGAGCAGUGGCAGAGCACAAGCCGCGAGCUGGAUCAAAUACGAGAAGAACACGGCCGGCUCACGACAGGCAUGCAGCAGAUUGUAGAGACUGAAGUCGCAAACGCGGUCGCGGACAAAAACGCAGAGAUUCACCACUUGCGCGAAGAGCUCGACAUCGCCACUGAGCGUAUUCGGGCCCUCCAAGUUCAGAUCCAGUCCUCGAGGCCGUAUGAGUUCCUAACCAUCCGAGACGAAGACUACUUUGACGGCGCUUGCCAGAAGCUCUGCCAGCAUGUUCAGCAGUGGGUCUUGCGGUUUUCGAAAGUCUCAGACAACCGCGUCUGCAGACUCUCCUCCCAGUUGCAAGACGACAAGAUUGAGAACCGCUUGGACAAUGCAAUCUUGGACGGCUCAGACGUCGAUAAGUUGCUCGCCGACCGCAUCAGAAGGCGAGACGUUUUCAUGUCGGUGUUGAUGACUAUGGUCUGGGAGUACGUCUUCACCCGCUACCUCUUCGGCAUGGACCGAGAUCAGCGUCAGAAACUCAAGGCUCUGGAAAAGGUGUUAGCGGAAGUCGGACCACCUCGCGCAGUCGCUCAAUGGCGUGCUACGACGUUGACACUCUUGUCCAAACGGCCAGACUUUGCCCGCCAGUGCACCAUGGAUACAGAAGCCGUCGCGCACGAGAUCUACGCACUGCUUUGCGCUCUUCUCCCGCCGCCACCGAAUGCAGAACAGCAGCUGGUAGCGUCAUUGCAGAAGGUCAUCAGCGUUGCCGUCGACCUGUCGAUCGAAAUGCGUACGCAACGCGCAGAGUACAUCAUGCUCCCACCCCUCCAGCCGGAGUAUGACAUGCAAGGUGAAUUGGCGCGUCAAGUGCACUUCAACGCGUCACUCAUGAACGAGCGCUCCGGACUCUUUAGCUCGAAUGAAGCGCUGGAGCAGGAUCGUGCGGUGGUGAAGAUUGUACUGUUCCCGCUUGUGGUGAAGAAAGGAGACGAAAGCGGAGAGGGUGAGGAGGAGAUCGUGGUCUGCCCAGCGCAAGUGCUUGUGCAGAACGAGGGUGGGAAGGCAAAGAAGGUUGUUAGAGUCAUGAGCGGCGCCAUGGAGAUUGAUGACCCACGUAGGAGCAGGCAGAGUCUGGUUAGUACGGCGCCAGGGAGUGCGGCGUUCUAG
Baudoinia panamericana UAMH 10762 is the source of this 1494-nucleotide messenger RNA. RefSeq lists its product as uncharacterized. The coding region runs from base 1 to 1494 and encodes 497 amino acids. The record is from RefSeq and is a predicted model, not a curated record. Lineage: Eukaryota; Fungi; Ascomycota; Dothideomycetes; Mycosphaerellales; Teratosphaeriaceae. The transcript has a single exon.